Molecule: messenger RNA, 567 nt
Organism: Recurvomyces mirabilis
Lineage: Eukaryota; Fungi; Ascomycota; Dothideomycetes; Mycosphaerellales; Teratosphaeriaceae
Exons: 1
Coding region: 1-567 (188 amino acids)
Source: RefSeq, a predicted model, not a curated record
AUGCGAGUACCAGAGCCUGUGCAGGUUCUGCUAAGGAGGGUAUAUGCUGCACCGCAAGCCGCUGCUCCCAUCCACCCAGCUCCUGCUCCGAAUCAGACUCCUACUAGGAACGAGCCACCACCACCACCAGCGCCUAGACGUCGAGACCGAACAUACAGGCAAGAACUCAACGAUCGACAAAGACAAGAACAACAAGACGAAGAUCUCGCUCGACGACUUCAGCUCGCCACAUUAUUGGGCAACAACCACGACGAAACGAAUCCACGACAACGACAACGCGAUGAGACUUUUGGCCUUGGCAACGCGGCCGGCCACUUUAUGAAUGACGAUUUUGUACAAAAUGCCACGAAUGUGAUAAUGGAUGCUUUUGGGGAUGCGAAUUUUGGGCGGCGGGGCGAGAGGGCUAGUGGGAGGAGGAGGAGGGCGAGGCAGACGGAGGGACCUCCUGCUGGUGGUGGUGGUGGUGGUGGUGGUGAUGGGAAUGAUGGUGGGCUUGCGCCGAACUUUUUGGGGGAUGAGAGUGUACUUGGGAUGGCGCCUGGUCGGAGGCCGGGUCUGGGUGCUUGA